AGGUGGAUACUGUUGCAGCUGUGAUGAUGGGUUACCACUGCAGGUGAAAAUGAAAACAUCGUUACUCGGCGACGCGAGAGGACAGUUUGCGCAUCGUUGUCUUGGACAUAAGUGAGCAAGCCUGUGUGUGUGUGUGUCUGUGCAUAGUGUAUUAGUUUGCAGGAAUGUGUGUCAGUGUGUGUGGAUUAUGAGAAGAGCAUUGUGACCAACCGGGAGCAGAUUUUUGCUGCAAUGACCCGUUCUGGCACCGAUUUCUGUCCCAUUCUCUGACUUUCUGCUCCUCUCAGCCCGGAUAUGCACCACCUCGGCAUCUUUUGACUUCAUGAAGAUUCCUGACAUCGGUAAUGUGAUGAAUAAAUUUGAGGUCCUUGGGAUUGUAGGAGAGGGAGCCUAUGGGGUGGUCCUGAAAUGCAGACACAAGGAGACAAAAGAGCUUGUGGCCAUUAAGAAGUUCAAGGACAGCGAAGAGAAUGAGGAAGUUAAAGAGACGACAUUACGAGAGCUCAAGAUGCUCCGUACCCUGAAGCAAGACAACAUCGUAGAACUGAAGGAGGCUUUCCGUCGACGGGGAAAACUCUAUCUAGUGUUUGAAUAUGUGGAGAAGAAUAUGCUUGAGUUGUUGGAGGAAUUGCCUAAUGGUGCGCCACCUGAUAAAGUACGAAGCUACAUCUUUCAGCUGAUCAAAGCUAUUCACUGGUGCCACAAAAAUGAGAUCGUUCACAGGGAUAUCAAGCCUGAAAAUCUCCUCAUCAGCUCCAAUGAUAUCCUGAAGCUGUGUGAUUUUGGCUUUGCCCGCAAUCUCUCUGAAGGCAGCGAUGCUAACUACACUGAGUAUGUGGCGACCAGGUGGUACCGCUCACCUGAACUGCUCCUGGGAGCUCCAUAUGGGAAGGCGGUGGACAUGUGGUCGGUGGGGUGUAUUUUGGGAGAACUGAGUGAUGGGCAGCCCCUGUUUCCGGGAGAGAGUGAAAUCGACCAGCUCUUCACCAUUCAGAAGGUGUUGGGCCCCUUACCACCAGAGCAGAUGAAGCUGUUCUACAACAACCCUCGUUUCGCCGGACUAAGAUUUCCUUCUGUAAGUCAUCCUCAAACGCUUGAUCGAAGGUACCUGGGCAUCAUCAAUGGACUCAUGUUGGAUUUAAUGAAGAACCUGCUGUGCCUGAACCCCACCGAACGUUUUCUGACAGAACAGUGUCUGAACCACCCAGUUUUUCAGGGCCUUAGAGGGCCAGAGCGGCCAGCUGUCCCAUCACCCACCCCACCUCGCUCCUCAAAGAGAAAACCAUACCACGGAGACAACACCAUACCCAGCCGGAGCCACGGAAGUAAGAGUUCAGGUCACCGGCACGCUAACAGCAAGGACUGCUCGUCUCUACCGCGCCAUGAGGACCUCCACCGGAGCACCGACGGCUUCCUGAACGGCAGCAACAUGCUGACCUCAUCCACCCUGAGUCCCACACUACACCCCAAGAGCUACCAGGCCCAGACCCUGAGCCGCUCGGCCUCUUGCAGCAAAGACUUGGCCAACAACAACCUUCCCCACCUACUCAGCCCCAAAGACACAAAGGGAAAGACCGAAUUUGAUUUCAACCUGGGGCCUAAAGCUGGAGUUGCCUCUGUGGGAGGGGACACCUCUACCGGCAAGUACCUCAAGUCAUCCAAACCAGGCCGCCACUCGUCCUUCCUGGAAGGGAAGACCAGCACGCUGCAGUCUGGGGACAAGCACAGUCGCCAUAACUACAUGGAAUCUUCGCACGGAUCCAUGCCUUCCACAUCCUCCUCCAAAAGCUCCUCGUCCUUCCUCAGCCUGUCUAAGAGCCACGGAGCGCUGAACGACACCAAGUCCGUAAGCAAUCUGACCGAGACACGACUCCAUCUGGAUGAUCCCAUGGUGGGAUCGGGCUCAGGCUCCCGCUACUUCCCGUCUAGCUGUCUGGAUCUAAACGCAGCUCCUGGGAGCCCGAGAGGUGAACGGCACGCUGGGGCGGAGCGGCAGGGUCACAGUCCCAGCAGCCGGGGGAACACGCGUCUGGAAGAGGGCACUCUGGACUCACGACGUUCUUCGAGUCGGAAAAAGACGCCGGAUGAACCGAAGGCUUCGGACACGCUGGACCCAAGCAGGGCCGCGGGAGCAGGGGGCAGCCAUGCUCACAAUCUGCCCUCCCCGCAUGAAUCCUAUCCUUAUGGUCUCGGCUACACCAGCCCGUUUUCCUCGCAGCAGCGACCUCAUCGCCACUCCAUGUACGUGCGGAGAGACCGACACCGGCCGCACGGCCAGGAGGCGAAUUUGGUGGUCGGGCAGGGAGUGCCAACACGUGCCAGCAGCCUACAACUCCUCUCGCCGCAGCUCCAGCAUCGCACACUCCCACACCACAACACCAGUUCCUCCCGAGAAGAACUCACGCAAGAUCUGAGCAGGAAUGACCAGUCUCCCAAAGAGAAGCCUCAUUCUCGCCCCCCGAUUAAAGAUUCUACGAGGGACAACACAGCUUCCUUCCACUCACAACGCCCAAAAAACGAGGCUGGGAUGUACCAUGACGCUCAUAUGGAGGAUGGAACCUCAUCCAAGGAGAACAGAAUCAUCUACAGUGACUCGAUGCCUCGCAGAGUGGGAAGCUUUUACAGAGUCCCUUCUCCUCGACCUGACAACUCGUUCCAUGAGAGUGCCGGGCAGAGCAGAGUGCCAGCGGUGGCGGCAGAAAGCACAGCCAUGACAAACCACCCCAAACGUCAGACCAAUUUCGACCCCUGGAAUAAUUCAGAGGCCAUGGUCAUGAACCCACCAGAGGUCCCUAAGCAAAAAGAAAAACAAGGUUUCUUCAGAGCUAUAAAGAAGAAAAAGAAGAAGUCACAACCGGUUCCUAGUGAGGCUCAGCAAGACCAGCUAGUGAUACAAAGACCAGUCAAAUCCUCGUCUCAUCACAGCAGUCGUCACCGCAACCGAGAUCGCGACCGGGAACGUGAUCUGGAAAGGGACAGGGAGCGUGACCGGGAUCGAAACCGUGAGAGGGAUCGUGAUCGUGACAGGGACAACACUUGGCCUGAAAAGCAGACAAAUGUGCAGCCUCAGAACCAGCCUCUGAAGUCCCUGCGGAAGCUCCUACACCUCUCGUCUCCUGCUACGUCCAAUCAGCCCCCACCUCCCGAUCGCUCGGCAGAACUGCGCUUCCAGCCCCUCCCUAACCCCCCUUCCAAAGGGAACCUGAACGAGGCCAGAGGGCUCCCACCAGGCAGCGUCACCCCCAAUACCAAGAGCCGCAAACCCCACAACUACCCUCUGCCAGGGCAGAUCGAGUCCAGCUGGCACGUCUCCGCGCUGAAUAGGGCCGAGGGCGCACCGUACCCAGACCAAAUGGCAAACAAAGGUGGGCAGAAUGGUAUCGGCUUUACCAGAGCCGCUCGCGCGAGAAUGCCAAACCUCAACGAUCUGAAAGAAACGGCUCUUUAGAGGAGGAAGGCCCCCUAGUGGCCACUAGUGUACUUGGUUUCUCCUUUUCCUUCCUGGCUACCUAUGGAAUGCUAUUGUUCAUACAGUGGUACACAAUGCCACUUCUGGCCAGAAGGUGGCAAUAGUUACGUCUCAGCUUUGUUUUUUUAAAGCAUCCACAUUUGAUAGAAUUUGUAUUCUUGUUCAUUACAUCUGGGUUCAGUUUUCUGUUGAAAAUAGCUUACUGACGAUGAUAUGAAUCUAUGUAUUUGUAUAUGGAAACUUGGGGAUGGGGGACAAAAAAAAAAUCUGUGGAAUUGUAAGAGCUUUAGUUUAUACACAAGAGAAUGUAUAAAUAUUUAAUGUGUAAUAAUUCUAUAUUUCAUGGAGAUUAUUUAAUGAAUUAUUGGUGUGUUAAUAGUUACAAUGUACAGAGUGCAUUUUAUGGUUGUAACAAAAGUACUUAUUGUUUCUGAAUUAUUUUCCACUCUUCUGAUAUGAAUUCUCAGUGCAGACUUGGUCUAUAUUACACACUGUCUCAUACGGCAGGUUAUUGAAUCAAUUGGUUAUUGAAUCAUCCCUAUUUAAAACAUGCAACAGCAUAUCAGCAACUACUGAUGCAUCCUAACCAGGUUCUGUGUUACUUUUCAUGCAAGACCAUUAAAUUGACGUCCCAUGAUGGCUAUCUCUCUCACUUUACCCGUAGCCGGUGUCUUACAAUGUUUUCUUACUUCCCAUGAGCUUGGCAUUCAAAACCCAACACAUUGAGAUCAGAUAGUGCUUGUGUUUAGCAUGAGUUCAUUAGAGUCCAGAUCCCCGAAGAGCUGAUGAAUUUCAGCAGAGGCUUAAUGAAAUAAUGAAUCUGAAUAAUGAAUUUCAGCAGAGGCCUCACGGUGUCUCCCUCUGCGAUCUAAACCCCACCAGCUGAUGGAUAAGUGUGACUUUGCCUGUGGCACGAGCGAUGGUUUACAAGCGGCUCUGCUCAAGGUUGUGAGAGUUAAGUCCGUAUCUCCAUCCUGACGUGACUUUCAGCGGUCGCUUUGCGGGGAUUCAGUCGUACGUGUGCAUGAUUCUUUGAACAAACUGAAUAACUGGCGGUUUUAUUUGAAUCAGUUUAACCGCAUGUUUUUGAAGAGAUAAAAGCAUUGCCUCAGAACCUGGUAAAAGGAUUUCAAAGACGUAAUGCAGUUAUUGAUCUGUUAGCGGGGAGGGCAGGUGGGAGACGCAGUAAGAUUUUGGAGUGGCCUCUGAAACGCAGCACAUUUUCAUUCAGGCUUUCAGUGUUUGCUUUAGAUUGAUCUCACUGUACAUUUCAUUCAAUUAUAUUCUACUAAUAUAGAUUGAAAUGAGAUGGAUAUAAAAUAUGCAAACUAGCUAUAUUAAGAAUUCCAGGCAUUUGAAUACCAAUGCAAACAGAGCAAUAUAUCAUAACUUUGAGGUGAAUUUAUCAUCCUUCAUAGAGUUGCAGCAGAGUGUUACAUUUUUAUUCAUUUACAUUGAUUAUCACGACAGGCACUUUGCUUAACAACUGCAGUUUCUUACAAAAUCCCCCCAAAGAGAGUGACAGAGCAUUUUUCAUUUUAAAUAACUCUAGUGAAAUGUGUCCUGGGAACUAUUUUUUUUUUUUUAGUAGUAUUGUUUAUAAAUGGUGCACUUUAAACAGACAUUUCACAGGUGUUUGUGCUGAUAUGGUGUUUGAUUAAAACAGAAUUUUGUAUCCAUCUAAUCUUCUACCUUAUCUACCUACAGUAUAUGAGCUCUGUCUUUCACAGGACUGGAUUUAGAAGUUUUAUGUUCAAGUUACACAUUCAGAUUUAGUCUAUACAGUAUCUUUGACAUUUACAUCAAAAGUCAUGUUUUUUUUUUUAUCUGUUCUCAUUUAUAUCUUAUUGAUUUCCGUUGUCUCAGCACUAUUUCAGUGUGUUAUGCAUAAUGAAAUGACCAAGUUAAUUUUCAGUAACAUCUUGAAUCAUUUAUAUUCUAUAUAUCUCACAUCAUAUAUCUGACAGCAAUCCUGUUUAGUCAUUAUGUUCUUUUAAACUCUUGUGUUGUCUUUCAUGGUUAAACUGCCAUGCAAUAACAAACUGUUGUUUUUUGAUUUGUAGGAAGAGAUGAGAAUCAACUUCUAUGUGCUUGUUCGAAAAGCCCCUUUCUGGAACCUCUUGUUUUCUUGUUGCAUAUUUUCAGGUUAAUAUUAGUGAAAUGAAACUCUUUGUUCCUGAGUAAUGCGGUCUGCCGGUUUGAGAGUAUUUCAUCCUGGCCUGAAUGUGAUUGCAUCACUUUGGAUUAACACCUUGUCCAUAAACGCUCGAACAUCCUUUAAUCUGCAGUACGUUGGCACAGUCGGUCUCUGUGGUGCCAGGUAAUCUUCUCAUCAGCCAGCUGUUAGGACUGACAAGAUAAAUAGUUUGGCUGUAGCCAGCUGUGGUGAGGUCGCCUGCGACUGUUAAUCUAUAACCGGCCUUGUUAACCCGCUACAAAACCUACGUUUGCAGCAUGUAGAAUGUCGCUGAUUCUGCAUUUCUUCUGGUUUGCGAAGCACCAUUAUUUUGUUUUGAAUGUUAUGUUUUUUCUUUCAAAUCAACUUGUGUGGAAUCAUGCUAACAUGCAAAAAAUGACCACUUCCCUAUCCCAGAGUACUAAAAUACUACAAAGCUAGUUUAAGCGCUAAAACAGAAAACUGAUUUCAGAAGGGCUGCAUCUUUGUGGGCAGAAAUGACCAUUCUGUCAUUUCUGUCAAAAUGGAGUCUGAUAGUGGUGUGAU
Molecule: messenger RNA, 6191 nt
Organism: Sinocyclocheilus rhinocerous
Lineage: Eukaryota; Metazoa; Chordata; Actinopteri; Cypriniformes; Cyprinidae
Product: cyclin-dependent kinase-like 5
Exons: 18
Coding region: 323-3448 (1041 amino acids)
Biological process (GO): protein phosphorylation; positive regulation of axon extension; regulation of dendrite development
Cellular component (GO): nucleus; dendrite cytoplasm
Molecular function (GO): ATP binding; protein kinase activity
Source: RefSeq, a predicted model, not a curated record